CUUUGCUUGCCACUUGCCACGUCCGCUCAUUACUUGUUGACUUGACAAUACACGCGAGAAAAAAAACAUGGUUUCAACUGCGGAGGCAACAAUGACAUUGGCGAGGGAGGAAGAGAAUCUUAGCUUUGACUUUGGUCCGCCCCCGCCGACAUUCACAGACAAACUUGAGGAGCGGGCGUAUAUCAAGGAGCGGUUGGCUUUGGCUUACAGGGUCAUUGCGAGGGAACACUUGUGCGAAGGCGCGUCGGGGCAUCUGACUUCAAGAGAUUCGGUGGAUCCUUCUUCCUUCUGGGUUGUUCCCUACGGCCUUCACUUCUCUCGCGUCAAAGCAUCCGACCUCCUCCUCGUCUCCCACUCCGGCGCCGUCAUCGCCGGCGGCCAUCCCUCCCGCCAGAGCUACAACUCCGCAGCAUACAUCAUCCACUCCGCCAUCCACGCUGCCCGGCCCGACAUUAAAUCUAUCGUUCACUGCCACUCUCCCUCUGGCAAAGCUUUUUCGACUCUGGGACGUCCGUUGCCGUAUUACACUCAGGACAGCGCGGUGUUUUACAAUGAUGUGGGGCUUUAUGGACAACAUGGGGGUGUGGUGCUUAAUAGUAAAGAGAGUAGAGAGAUAGUGAAAGCUAUGGGGGAGAAGAAGGCGGUGAUACUGCAGAACCACGGGCUGCUUGCGGCUGGUGGGUGUAUUGAGAGCGCAGUGGCGUGGUUUAUGCUGUUGGAAAAUGAAUGCCGAUGCGUGCUAGCGGCGGAGGCGGCGGCUGCGAUGACUGGUCAGAAACCGAUUAGUCUUUCGCCGGAAGUAGCAGAGUUCACGUGGAGAGAAACUGGCACCGAAGCUGGUGGCAGGUUUGAAGGAAUGCCCUUUUUUGAUCUCGUUGAAGAAGAAUGUGCGGGUGCUCAUCGGGGGUAAUCUUCUUGUGCGAUGAAGGGUGCUUAUCGGAGGUGAUCUUGCUUUGCGGUGAGGAGGAUACAGAUGUGUACAUGUAUAUAAACAUGCUUUUUUGGGUAUAUACCACCUGUAGUCAGGUCGCAAACAGCGUCAUCUACAAUCUACUCUCCUCUAUCCACACAUCUCUCCUGCGUUAUAUCUCUCCCUCCGCAGGUUUCUCCGUCACCAUCUUCGGCUCCACCCACCCCUUCUUCUCAAAACAAGCAAACACCAAAUCAUAACCAUCAAACUCAUAUCCAAUCCUAUCCUUCCUCACAAACUCCUUGCCCAGCAAACUCGGGCCGAACGAGUUCCACGCCUUCUUCUCAGCUUCUUCUUCUUCUGCCGUCGGGGAUGGGGAGGGGGUGGAUACGAAGAGGGUGAUGGAGAGACGGGAGGGUUGGAAGAUGUUGACAACCUUCUUGAUGAGGGUCUGCA
This is a messenger RNA of Cryptococcus amylolentus CBS 6039, 1366 nucleotides long. RefSeq lists its product as hypothetical. The record is from RefSeq and is a predicted model, not a curated record. Bases 68 to 910 code for a protein of 280 amino acids. Lineage: Eukaryota; Fungi; Basidiomycota; Tremellomycetes; Tremellales; Cryptococcaceae. Gene Ontology annotation, molecular function: actin filament binding. The transcript is spliced from 6 exons. Gene Ontology annotation, cellular component: cytoskeleton.